UGCCAGCAGUGUCAAUGAUGUGCUGGAAGAAGAGAGACAGUGAGGGAAACUUGAUCUUUGCAAGACCACGUUCAACCCGGAAUGUCUCAAAUCAGGCUGGCUGCAGUCGUAACACUGAUCCCCCCGUUGCUGCUCCUGACUGUGAUCUGAUCUUUGCUCCAGCUAUCGCUCCAGAGACUGUUGAGGGGUUUCUACGAGAUCUCCAGCAGUCUCUGAGCGAUACUACAGGAGAUGAGGUGGUAGCACAAACCCCAAGUGCUUCUCUGCUGGCAUCGACCAACUGGAGCACUCGAAAAAGUUUUUUUUCAGAGAGCUGGAGGGCAGCGAGACCACAUCUAGUUAACACCGUAGUGGCCCAAGCAAAUGUGGGAACACACAUUUGCCAACAGUGUUGGGGCAAAACGUCUGUUGUCCGGUGCCGGGAUUGCCGACCACAUCCCUUCUUCUGUGCUGACUGUGAUGUCAGCAUGCACACCAGACACCCCCUCCACAACAGAGAUGCUACUACUGCAGGUUACUUCCAGCCAUUGGCCCCAACAACACAUGUACUAAAUAUGGCCCUUUGCUCCUGUGUGCGGUUUGUACCUGUGGAGAUCCCGGACAAAAUCUGUGGUUGUGCAUCAGAGUCGUUGAGCCUCAAGCCAGGAAAGACUGUGACUGUGAUCACAAUGAAUGGACGACAUGAGCUAAGCAUGCCAGAGUUGGCUUGUGAAGCAUGCGCUGUGACAUGGACGACUGGGGUUGACGACCUUCUUCGGAGUGACUACUGGCCAGCUACCCUUCACUUCGCCACCAUUUAUGCCACAGAUGUUUUCUUCUCAUUUGAAGAAAUGAAAAUGGCUGCACCUGGACUAUCCUUUCAGGCAUAUUUAAGGAUGCUCGAUCAGCGAACGUUGCGCUUCGGCCGUACUGGGAAGAUCUCAACUGACAGCUUCAUCAAAAGUUUCUUUGAGUGGGAGGCUGUGCGUUAUGAGGUGGACAUCAUGUGCAAGGAGGAGCCCUUCACCUGUCCUGCGUGUAGCCCUGAUAUGCUUGCAGUUUCCGUGGAUGGAAACCGCAAGCAUUACCGUUUCAAGAAUGCAGCUAGAUCUGAGGAACAGGCCAUUUUUGACGGUGUCUUUAUAGCCAGGGAUGAAGACGUCUCAAGAUUUGUGGACUAUAUACACACCACAACCAAACAUGUCUCCGGAAGAGGUGUUUGUGGAGGACAGUGGUCGGCAGCCAGAGAGACCUCCCAAAAAUCAGCCGGCAAGCUGGAUGAGGAGGGACUAGAGCUUGCCGUCUGUCGACAUGGAGUGCUCCUCUGUGCUCUCAAUAUGUACAGGGGAGAAAUCUUUGCUUAUCCCCUGUACCUACAGAAAAAGCUGGCCAGUAGUAUGUUCUUUUGCAUGGAUGUGACCUGCAAAUAUUGGCCCUACCUCCAGAGAAUCACAAAAAGCUGUCCAGAGCUCCAGCAUCUUCUCGACAUGAAGCCCUUUCUCUCAGUGUUUCAUGCCAAAGCGCAUGACUUCAAAUGUGAAGUGAAAUGGAGUGGGGCAUAUCAAGAGGGGGCUGGACUAACCCUAGGGGAGGAGGUGGAACAGGUCAAUGCCUUCCUCUCUCGGAUAGCAGUGACCACAAAACACAUGUCAAAAGCAGGACGUACAGACAUGCUGACGCUGAUGGCCAUGCGCUGGAAUCAGCAACAAGUCAGCAACUUGGCCACCUCACUGUCCCGCAGAUAUCUGAAGACCACAAAAGCUCUGGAAAAGCAAUUGCAGAACCUGGAGUCCAUGAAGGCUGAGUUGGCAGUGACUGAAAAGCAGCUGGAAGACUGGGUCAGAGAUGUGAAUGAGUGGGCAGUGAGUGAAAAGCAGCUGGAAGACUGGGUCAGAGAUGUGAAUGAGUGGGCAGUGACUGAAAAGCAGCUGGAAGACUGGAAUUAG
Trematomus bernacchii (emerald rockcod) is the source of this 1925-nucleotide messenger RNA. RefSeq lists its product as uncharacterized. NCBI's taxonomy places the organism in Eukaryota, Metazoa, Chordata, Actinopteri, Perciformes, Nototheniidae. Bases 15 to 1925 code for a protein of 636 amino acids. The record is from RefSeq and is a predicted model, not a curated record. The transcript has 13 exons.